UCACCUCACCAAGCUCGAUCUAUCCUGGAACGUUCUGCGUCUCAACAGCGCGAUCCAACUUGGCCGGGCGAUUGGCCACAAUUAUGGGCUAAAAGAACUCAACCUGAGCUACAAUGCGUUUGGGAACCUCGGCGCCCAAGCCAUCGGCUGCGCGCUCCAAGAAAACUUCACGCUCGAGAAGCUCGACUUGUCUCAAAACAACAUUCCUAGCAAGGCAGCAUUUGUGAUUGCCCAAGCCCUCCACAUCAACAGCACGUUGACGCAACUUUGCAUGGACGGGAAUCCUCUUGGCCGCAUUGGGGGACGCACGCUUCUGCAGGCCAUCUCGAGUGCCAGUGACAAAGUCCUCUCGGUCUCUGUCGUCGGGUGCAAUUUUGACAUUGACGACUCGAGUCUCUUUGACCCGCAAGACGCGACAGGAAAGUACGACUUGGACAUGGCCGAGCCGUACGAUCGCGCGAUCGCUUGCGAGCUCUUGCGAUUUGCCAACUCGAAGAAAGGUUGUCGUUUCCUGUCCUUUCUGCACCAAGUGGACAAGACCACGCGCGAUCUCAAGGUCGAGUACCAAGAAGUCGGGCGCGCGCGCGCACAGCUCAUUCGACGGUCUUCGUCCCACAUGGUGCUUCGUGGCAAGGUGCCCCAAGACAAGCUGGAAAAGCUCUUUCGGACCCUUGACGCGGAUAAUUCUGGCAACAUUGAAGCCACGGAGCUCGAGCGUGGCAUGGCCACCUUGGGCGUUCGCUUGCAGCCGGGGGAGGCCGCCCGUCUCGUAACGCGCUAUGAUGUGGACGGCACGGGCACGAUGGAAUUUCCGGAAUUCGUCGAUCUCAUGUCGCAAUAUUACUUUGACGACAAGCCGACGAUGGAGUGGAUCGACACGACGUCGGGUUUACCCCUCGCAAUUCCCAAGGACGGUCGGCUCAAGAUCGACUUUAUCGAUCUGCACAUCCCGUCCGAGGCCGACGAAGCCGAGUCCAAGCUCGGUGUCCAGCAGCUCAUUGAAAACAUCAAAGCCGACCCGAACCAAGUGAAUUUGAUCAAAUUGGCCAAAAAUGGCCUGCACGUGCGUCAGAACGAAGGUCAAAUGCUUCUGGACACGCUCGUGUCCAAAAUGGACAUUGUCCAAGCCCUCGCGCUCAUCCUUCCCCACGUCGUCGAUCCCAACCAUGCGUGCCCACUGAUCGAAUCCAAUGUGAAUGCGGCCCAGCGCUUGCGGCUGCAGACCGUACUCAAAGACAUGUACGGCCCCGUCGUGGGCUUGGCCACGGGCCAUUACUCGCUCGACCUCGCCGACGACAUUGAUCGCGCCACGUUUCGAAAAGUCAUGGAGAUCAACAACAAAAUCAUGUAUUACCGGCGCACCAACAACUUCAAGGACACGAGUCAGCACGAGAACCACAUGGGGUUCCGCAACGAAAUCUACAACAACAAAAAGAUCGAGAUCACGUCGACGUUUUGUGACAAGUUGCCCAAAUUCGGCACGCUCGACUUUGAUUUUGUCCAGUUGUCGCGCCCCAAGUCGGGAAUUCUACCCAUGUCGGAAAACCGCUUUCAACAGCUCAUCACAAAGCUGUGUUUGGAUGCACUGGACAACGCAACACCCGAAAAGCGCCGUCGGCAACCCACUCCCGCGACAAUCAGUCGCCGGCUCAGUCCGCUUGCGUAUGAUUUUCUGCUCGAGCUGCAGUCGGACAAUGUCCGCGUCUCGGACCUCUACUCGCGCGAUGUGUCGACGCCACUUGUGAUUCCUGGCGCGGUCGUGUCACCGGAAGCGCCAAGCCAGAUUAGCUUUACAGGUCGUCGACUGCUCAUGGAGCUCCAAGCACUCUUUUGCACGCGGUGGGUCACGACGAGCCAAGUCCGCUUCAUCCUCGAGCGCUGGCCAAUGGAUUUCGGCACGACGCGCGUCGAUGCUGCGCUGACCCUCUUUGAUCGAACGCUGGAUUUGUACAAUUAUGUCCAAGUGUUGUGGACGCUCUCGGAUUCGGAAGUGGCCCAGCUCAUCUUUCGUCUCGGGUGGCUCAACCUCUGGAGCCCGCU
This is a messenger RNA of Saprolegnia parasitica CBS 223.65, 2040 nucleotides long. RefSeq lists its product as hypothetical. Gene Ontology annotation, cellular component: perinuclear region of cytoplasm; nucleus; cytosol. Lineage: Eukaryota; Oomycota; Saprolegniomycetes; Saprolegniales; Saprolegniaceae. The record is from RefSeq and is a predicted model, not a curated record. Gene Ontology annotation, biological process: activation of GTPase activity; nucleocytoplasmic transport. The transcript has 18 exons. Gene Ontology annotation, molecular function: small GTPase binding; GTPase activator activity; calcium ion binding. The annotation marks the transcript as partial.